Entrophospora candida is the source of this 1614-nucleotide messenger RNA. NCBI's taxonomy places the organism in Eukaryota, Fungi, Glomeromycota, Glomeromycetes, Entrophosporales, Entrophosporaceae. The record is from the annotation of a GenBank genome assembly.
AUGAAAUUGAUAAUUAAUGCAGGAAUUCCUCUAUCUGAUGUUCAUUGUAAACACUCGUUAUUGAUAUUCGGUAGGAUGCGUUCGAUAAAUGAAAUAUUAAAAUUAGAAGCUGUUGUCAAUGAAAUUGAUUUUGGUUAUGAGGUGGGUGAAAUCUAUAGCAAGAAUAAUGGAAUGGUACAACAAUAUCUUAUUGAAUUGCAUCAUAGAUAUGGAGCAACAUUUGAGUUGUAUAUUGGGGGAGUUAGAAGAAUAGUUUUUUGUGAUGUGGAAAAUAUUGAUAAAUUGUGCUCAGCAGCUAAAAACAAUGCUUUUUUGAUUAGAUUGCCUUAUUCCGAAGGGUUUGAUGAACUUGGUAUGGCUGGCAAAGGAUUAAUUAUGAAUUAUAACGUAAAAGCAUGGAGAUAUAAUAGACAAUUCUUCACACAAGCCAUAUUAUCACCUGGGUUUGAUAAUAAAUCACUUGAUUGGUCAAACAAAUUAUUAAAAGAAAUGGAACAAUAUUGGCAACUUUUAAAUAACGACAAUGGUGGUAAGGUUGCGAUCAAUCUCGAUGCCUGGGUUCAUAGAUUUACUCAUGAUAUUAUAUCAGUGGUGACGACAGGCGAAAGAGCCUAUUCAAUGGCGUAUUAUUUAAAUACACUCAGCGACAAACAUCUUGAUCAUCCAUCAGCACUUUUGGAAGAUUCAGAAAGAUUUAUUAAAGGAGUUAGAACUCAUUUUCUUGGCGGUCCGAUUUUUAUAGCAGUGCCAAGUAUUAUUAGACAUUAUUUGCCAAUGGUAAAAGCCAAAUCCAAAAAAAUAAUUGAUAAUAGAGUGUAUUUGAGCGGAAAAAUUGAUGAAUUUGUAAAAAAACGUAGAAAAGAAAUUGAAAAUACACCAUUGGGUCAACCAAUAGAAAGUCAUGACAUGUUAACAUCAAUGCUUGUUGCCAAUACUCCACGUGAUUUUAAUCAUCUUAAAACUGUUGAAGGUGAAGGAUUAAGCAGACCAUUGACUGAUGAGGAAAUAGGUUCUAAUAUGUUGGAUGCACUUUUGGGUGGCACCGAUACUACGGCAAAUUUGUUUUGUGUUAUUGCAUAUUUUCUUGCCAAAAAUCCACUCGUGAAAAAGAAAAUGGUGGAAGAAAUAGAUUCCAUAUUUGGUGACAAUAAAACACGUGAGAUAACACACGAUGAUUUAAGUAAACUCAAGUAUUGUGAUGCAAUCAUAAAAGAGGUAGAUCGAUUGGUGCCUAUUGCUAAUACGGUGGCAAGAUACAGUACACGUAAGGAAGAAAUAGGAGGAUAUGAAUGGCCGGCUGGUACAUACUUUAAUUUGAACGUACCGGCAAUACAUCACAACCCAAAGUAUUGGAAAGAACCAGAAACAUUUAAUCCAGAUAGAUUUUUGAAUGGUGAAAAUGAAAUUACCAAGAAUUCAUUUUUAAUGUUUGGUGCAGGAUUAAGAAUUUGUCCUGGUAGAAGAUUGGCGAUACUUGAACUGAAGAGUUUGAUGGCUUCGAUUUAUAGAAAUAGUGAUUUAAAAUUGGUAGAUGAAAAUGCCGGAAUACCAAUCCAUUCUACGGCUAUUACUAUGUCUCGAGAAAUAUUGGUUUACGUUGUUGCCAGAGAAUAA